UUUUUUUUUUUCUUACUUCUUUUACCCUUUUACCAACUUAUAAAAAAAAUAUGUUUUCAAAAUCGAAUCCCUUUGAAGAGUCAGUGAUUGCUGCUACCAAUGAAAACCUCACCGUGGAAAACUGGGAGUUAAUCUUGGCUGUUACUGACAAGAUUACUCGUGCUUCACCCGAGAGUGCUAGAGAUUGUGUUGCCGCAGUAGAAAAACGUCUCCUCAACAGAAAUCCAAACGUCCAGCUUUACGCAGUGGCCUUGACCGAGGCACUGGUAAAAAACUGUGACAUCACGGUGCACCGUGAGAUCUCUUCUCGCUCCUUUACCAACACGCUAACCAAACUUGUGCAUGAUAAGAGCAUUCAUACCAAAGUACGAACCCGCAUUCUCGAGUUUAUUCAAAUGUGCUCCUUUGAAUUCAGAGCUGAUUCCACACUUGGUUUAAUGAAUGAAGUUUACAACUCUUUACGUGCUGAAGGUAUUCAAUUCCCUUCUCCCCAGAAACCCAAAAAGGAAUUUACACAGUCUGAACUUGAUAAACAGAAGGAGGAAGAAGAAUUUCAACUGGCCUUAGCCCUCUCUCUCUCAGAAUCGGAGAACCGUUCUUCAUUUAGGUCAUCUGCAGCAGCUCCUGCCGCCGCCAAGGUGACCACCGCAGCCGCCAAGCCCACGCAAGAAGAAACAUCACCUCAGAUUUCAAGAGUAAGAGCACUGUAUGAUUUCCAACCUACAGAACAAGGCGAGCUUGGAUUUGAAAAGGGAGAUAUCAUUCGUGUGAUUGAAAGUGUGUACCGUGAUUGGUGGAAAGGUGAAUUACGUGGAAAGACAGGUAUCUUUCCUGUCAAUUAUGUGGAGAAGAUUGUCGAUCCCUCGCCCUCAGAUUUGUUAAAGGAAGCCUCUGUUGAAAACGAAGUCAUGAACGAAACUCGUCACAUUGACCGAUUAUUGGAAAUGCUUUCUUCUACAGAUCCUCGCACAAGAGACUCAUUUUCAGAUAACGAUGAGCUCCAGAACCUGUACAAUAGUACUUUAUCUAUUAGACCAAAAUUGGUGAAACUGAUUGAAAAAUACAGUUUAAAAAAGGAUGAGCUUGUGGCUUUAAAUGAAAAAUUCAUGCAAGCCAGAACAAUGUAUGAUGGUAUGCUCUCAAAUUCCAUUGCUAAAUAUUCUUCCGCUCAGCAAAAUGGUCCCUAUGGUUACCCCCCUCAGCAACAACAACAACAACAACAGCCUUACUCCAAUGGUAAUUACCCUUACCAAUCCCCUGCCCCUGUUGCCAGCCCACCUUAUGGACAACAACCACCUGCCUUCACAUACCAACAACAACAACAACAUAGUCCUGCUCCUCAACAUCAAUCUACCCCGCAACAACCCUCGUUUGCGUACAACGAAUCCGCUCCCCCUCAACAACAACAACAACAACAACAAUUUGACUACAACGCUCCUCCUCAGGGUCAAUAUCAACCACCUCAACAACAACAGCAACAACAACACGGGGAUUAUAACGCACAAUCGCCAUACAAUGGACCACCUCCAACACAUAAUAACAUGGCAUCUCCUUCACCCGAGCACUAUAGUGCUCCUCCUCCUCAGCAACAACAGCAACAGGGUAAUUACUCUGCGUAUCCUCCCAAUGGGCCUCCCAAUGGGCCUCCUGAAGGAUAUCCAGGUGUUGCUGGUGUUGGUUAUCAGUCUCCCGGUCCACAACAACCAUCUUACACUCCACCAGGAUAUAACGGACAAACACAACAAACGUAUGCUCAUAACUAUUAAAAGUUAGGGGGAGGGGAGUUAAAAUAGCGUAAAGGAAUGUUUAAUAAAUAUUUUCUAUUGUCAGCGAGACCAUGCAAUCAGAAAACAAGAGUAAAAAGGAUGGGAAUGUGAAAAAAAUAAAUAAGAAC
This is a messenger RNA of Mucor mucedo, 1894 nucleotides long. RefSeq lists its product as uncharacterized. Gene Ontology annotation, cellular component: ESCRT-0 complex. The record is from RefSeq and is a predicted model, not a curated record. NCBI's taxonomy places the organism in Eukaryota, Fungi, Mucoromycota, Mucoromycetes, Mucorales, Mucoraceae. Gene Ontology annotation, biological process: protein transport to vacuole involved in ubiquitin-dependent protein catabolic process via the multivesicular body sorting pathway. The transcript has 7 exons. Bases 51 to 1766 code for a protein of 571 amino acids. Gene Ontology annotation, molecular function: ubiquitin binding; phosphatidylinositol binding.